AUGAGGAAGAUGUUAAAUGGUUGGGAAUUGAUUAACAACUAUUCAUGUUCUAGUAUGGGCAGGAUAUGGGUUAUUUUUGAUAGUAGUAAAUUAAUCAUGAAAGAUAUUAUGGUUCAUAACCAAUUCAUCCAUUGUACAAUGGAGAGUGAUGAGAUAAAUUGUUGGUGUACUAUUGUUUACGGGUCUUACAUUGCUGUAGACAGGAUGGAGUUAUAUAGUAAGCUAAUUGAUGUGAGUAAGAUGGGUAGUAAGUACACUUGGACUAAUAACCAAAGUGGUAGUGAUAGAAUUUGGAGAACUAUUGACUGGUGCUUUGUCAAUGAUGCGUGGUUAUCUGACUUAGGGAAUGCUUACUAUGAUGUGCUAGCUCCUGGUGUGUCUGAUCAUAGCCCCCUAGUUAUUAAGAUGCAUAAUGGAAAUGUGAAGAAGGGAGGUGGAUUUAAGUUCUAUAACGUUUGGUGUGAGCAUCAGGAUUUCAUUGAUUAUGUCAAAAGAGGUUGGAAUAUUAAUAUAAAUGGUGUAAACAUGUAUGGGGUCUACCAGAAGCUUAAGAACACUAAGUGUGAGCUUAAAAGGCUGAGCAGAAGGGACUUCAGUGGAAUUUCCAUUAGGAUUAUAAAAACCAGAGAGUUUCUUUUCAAGUUGCAGAAUGAUUUACAAGCUAACUCUUCUUCUUCUGAGCCGAUUGAUGAAGAAAGAGUUGUGCAUAAGCAUUUCUGCAAGUUGAUCAAGUGGGAGGAAAGCAUUGUUAGACAGAAAUCUAGAAUGAAAUGGAUAGCUUUGGGGCAUAAAAACACCAGGUUUUUCCACAUGUGCAUCAAGCAAAGAAUCAAUAGAAAAGAAUUGUGA
This is a messenger RNA of Mercurialis annua (annual mercury), 849 nucleotides long. RefSeq lists its product as uncharacterized. The transcript is spliced from 2 exons. The record is from RefSeq and is a predicted model, not a curated record. NCBI's taxonomy places the organism in Eukaryota, Viridiplantae, Streptophyta, Magnoliopsida, Malpighiales, Euphorbiaceae. The coding region runs from base 1 to 849 and encodes 282 amino acids.